Molecule: messenger RNA, 2493 nt
Organism: Gadus chalcogrammus (walleye pollock)
Lineage: Eukaryota; Metazoa; Chordata; Actinopteri; Gadiformes; Gadidae
Product: extracellular calcium-sensing receptor-like
Exons: 6
Coding region: 13-2493 (826 amino acids)
Biological process (GO): G protein-coupled receptor signaling pathway
Cellular component (GO): membrane
Molecular function (GO): G protein-coupled receptor activity
Source: RefSeq, a predicted model, not a curated record
CUGCUUCAAGGGAUGGCAGAGGGGCCUGAGCUAGCCCAAAAGGGGGACUUGACAAUUGGAGGCAUUUUCUCAUUUCGCACCAGGCAAAAAUACAUCAUUGACACAUUUGAGACCAUUCCUCAGAAACGACAAUGCCAGAACUUCAUUUUCAGGGAAUUUAAAUUUGCUCAAACUAUGAUCUUUGCUAUAAAUGAGAUCAACAAAAAUCCAGGAAUACUCAACGGUGUUAAACUUGGCUAUAAGAUAUAUGAUGAUUGUGGAACUAUGGAUGUACUUAGAGCUGCACUUGCUUUGGUAAAUGGACAAAGGAGUGAACUCAUUGAGAAAAACUGUACUCGGAGUGAAACAGUACAAGCUAUACUUGGACAUUCAGGAUCAAGGCCAACUAUUCCAAUUGCACAAACUGUUGGCCGGUUUCAUGUACCUGUGAUCAGCCACUUUGCUACCUGUGCCUGUCUAAGCAACAGAAGGACGUAUCCUACCUUUUUCCGAACUAUUCCUAGUGACUAUUACCAGAGUAGGGCCCUGGCAAAGCUGGUGAAACACUUUGGCUGGACCUGGAUUGGAGCACUAGCUGUUGAUAAUGAAUAUGGCCUUAAUGGUAUUUCGGCAUUGAUACAAGCUGCAAUUGAAAAUGGUGUAUGCGUUGAGUAUUCUGAAGCCUUUUCACGAACGGUGUCAUUGCAUAAACUGAGCAGAAUAAUAGACAUUAUUAAACGCUCAACUUCAAAAGUGAUCAUGGCGUUUAUGACACAUCAAGAGAUAAAGGUGCUGGCAGCAGAGUUGUACAAACACAAUAUUACAGGACUUCAGCUUGUUGGCAGUGAUGCCUGGCUCACAGACCACUCUCUCACUGACAUUGAGGGCCACAGGAUCCUGGUGGGCUCCAUCGGCUUCACCGUCAGCAGAGCUCAGAUCCCGGGGUUGGGGAAGCACCUUAGGGAUGUUCAACCCUCACAGUUCCCUGACAGCCAGUUUGUCAAAGAUUUCUGGGAAUAUAUGUUUAAUUGCUCUCUCAAUGGGAUUGAUUAUAUGAAAAGAAAACCAUGCAGUGGGCUUGAAAGCUUACAUGACAUUGAAUCACAGUUCACUGAUGUAUCUGAAUUGAGAUUUACUAACAAUAUAUACAAGUCUGUUUAUGCUGUGGCCCAUGCUCUAAACAAUCUAUUAAAGUGUAGAGAUACCCAGAGUCCAUUUUCAAAUGGAAGCUGUGCAGAAAUAAAGUAUAUUCAACCAUGGCAGGUCCUACAGCAUCUGCAGGCUGUGAAUUUCACGACAACAAACGGGGAAAGGGUUUAUUUUGACAGUCAAGGAGACUCACCAGCGAGAUAUGAUCUUGUUAAUUUACAGAUGACCAAAAAGGGAACAAUGGAAGGUGUCACAGUUGGCAUCUAUGACGCCUCUCUUGCAGAGAACAAUCAGUUUUUAAUGAAUAACAUCUCAGUUGUUUGGGGUGAUGGUCAUACUGAGGUUCCAGCGUCAGUGUGCAGUGUGAGCUGUCUACCAGGAACACACAAAGUGCUGCAGAAACAACGGCCAGUCUGUUGUUACGACUGCAUACCCUGUCCCUUAGGCGAGAUUAGCAAUGCAACAGAUUCAAUAGACUGCAUGAAAUGUCCAUUAGAAUAUUGGCCUAAUAAAUACAGAGAUUCCUGCAUUCCCAAAGAAGUGGAAUUCUUGGCCUACAAUGAAACCAUGGGGAGUGUCGUGGUCCUUUUUUCCCUUUUUGGCGUAUUUCUGACCACCAUUACAACGCUAGUCUUCUAUUGCCACAGUGAAACCCCUCUAGUGCGAGCUAAUAAUGCUGAGCUGAGCUUCUUGCUGCUGUUCUCCUUGACUCUGUGUUUCCUGUGUUCUCUGACCUUCAUCGGCCGUCCCUCAGACUGGUCCUGUAUGCUUCGCCACACAGCUUUUGGGAUCACCUUUGUCCUCUGUAUCUCUUGUGUUCUGGGGAAGACUAUAGUGGUGUUGAUGGCCUUCAGGGCCACACUACCAAGCAGUAAUGUUAUGAAAUGGUUUGGUCCAACUCAGCAGAGACUCAGUGUAUUGGCUUUCACUCUCAUACAGGUUGUGAUUUGUAUACUCUGGUUAACAAUCAAGCCUCCAUAUCCCAUUAAGAAUAUGGAAACCUACAUGGAUAAGAUCAUUCUAGAAUGUGCCUUAGGAUCCCCUAUAGGAUUCUGGGCUGUGUUAGGGUACAUAGGACUUUUAGCUUUAUUAUGUUUCAUACUGGCUUUUCUUUCUAGAAAGCUGCCUGAUAACUUCAAUGAGGCUAAAUUCAUCACCUUCAGCAUGUUGAUAUUCUGUGCAGUCUGGAUCACCUUCAUCCCAGCUUAUAUCAGUUCUCCUGGGAAGUUCACGGUAGCUGUGGAGACCUUUGCGAUUUUGGCUUCAAGCUAUGGGUUGCUUUUUUGCAUAUUUCUACCAAAAUGUUACAUACUUUUACUGAAGCCUCAGAAAAACACAAAAAAACAUAUAAUGGGAAAGAAUUAA